This is a messenger RNA of Anolis carolinensis (green anole), 2554 nucleotides long. RefSeq names its product glutaredoxin and cysteine rich domain containing 2 (gene grxcr2). Gene Ontology annotation, cellular component: stereocilium shaft; stereocilium base; microvillus. The transcript has 5 exons. The record is from RefSeq and is a predicted model, not a curated record. NCBI's taxonomy places the organism in Eukaryota, Metazoa, Chordata, Lepidosauria, Squamata, Anolidae. Gene Ontology annotation, biological process: sensory perception of sound. The coding region runs from base 1377 to 2183 and encodes 268 amino acids.
AUAAUAAUAAUAAUAAUAAUAAUAAUAAUAAUAAUAAUAAAAACUUUAUUUAUACCCCGCCACCAUCUCCCCAACGGGGACUCGGGGCGGCUUACAUGGGGCCAUGCCCAAAACAAUACAAAAUAAACAGCAUAUAAAAAACAACAUUUCAGAACACAAUGAACAGUACAAUAAAUAAAAUAUCCAUUACAAUACAAAUCAAGAGAACAAUAAAAACAAGGGCGGCUCAAUAGGAUCUGCACAUAAGUGACUACUGAAAAUUAUGCUAGUUCAAUUUUUGUGCUAACACAGUUCCCCCAAUAGGUUCAGGGACAAGGUCUCUCUUUCUACCUGAAUUUGCCAAGUAAAUAUUUGAGUAUCAAAUAUUAUGGCCCACAACAACUUGGUGCUUCUCUGUCAUAUACAGAGUGGAUAUUUACAUUCUGAUGGUGAGUGUGACUGGAUGUGGCACAAUACUUUAUUUAGUACAAACUUCACUAAUAUUGCUGAAUGUGUCACUGGGCUUUUUUAAAGAGGAGUUUUAGAUUAGAAACAGCAGGGAUGAAGAGUACAACAAAAACUUCACAUCUAAGGGUACACUCUUAUCCUCAAGUGAUACCAUGUUUACAAGUGGAAUCCUGUACAUCUGUCUAAUUUUGGAUUAAGCCCAUGAACGUUCUUUCCCCCAAGUGCAGAAUAUUUGGAUCAGACUAGUAAAGAUGUUUUAUUGUGAGAAGUAUUGCAUUGCAAAUCUACUGGCAAAGCCUUUGUUUCACUGAAAUUCUUCCACAGCACUAGGAAUGAUGGCAUGUAGGGUAGCUGUAACAAAUAUGCUGUAUUCUCUACUGAGGGUAGAAUUAAAUGCACAAGAGGGAUAUAUCAAUAGCCCCUUGUUCUGAGUUAGCAGUGUGGAGGCUGUGGUCUGAAUUUCUUCGCUCUAUGGAGUAUGGCUCCAACCUAUGUUGGAAAGUAAGUUGAAAGGUUUUUUUUUUUUCUUUGAUGAAUAAUUGCAGUGAUUAGUCUGGAUAUUAUUGUUAGUUUCAACUUGGAUAGUCUUAGGAAUCUUUGCAUUCCUUACCUAUACUAGGUAAUUGAGAGCUUGCUUGUCUGCAGGCACACCCACUCUCUUCCUGUAUCAUGCUAACAAUACCAUUUGCUCUUCCUUCUUCUGUCUUUCUCCUCCAUUAGAUCACUUAUUUGACUGUGCUCAAGUAUUACACACAUUUUCCCUUUCUUGGGUUCCAUCAAUGUUUAAUGUCAAGGUGUCCCUUUAUACUGUAAUGCGAGAGGAGUGAACAAAACCUUUGAAUUAUACAUUGCCUACCUGACUGUUGUCUAAGGCCAACACUGUCCUUGCUGAACUAAUUUCUGGGAAGCAGCAUCAAAAACUUGGAUCUAUGGAUGAGUUUCAGAAAAAACUGAGUCAGAGGCAUGAUGCAAGAUCUCGAAAAGUAAGAUUCAAAAUAUCCUCGGCAUACAGCGGUCGCGUCUUAAAGCAGGUCUAUGAAGAUGGUCAGGAACUUGAAAUCCCACAGGUGGAAUAUCCUCAUAGUUUCCGGCACUGGAACUUUGAACCUAGAAGCCAUUUAUUUGGGAUUGGAGAAGCCCCAGAAUCCAGUUUUUAUCCAUCAGCUAAACUGAAUGCACAGAGAAUAAGUGUAUUCAGAGAGGGGAACAAAUACACCCUCACAAGUAGCCCUUCACUCCUGAAUGACGACCAGCCAGAUGACAGCCACAUGCCUCCCCCCAUUUUAGAUUUUGGAAAAAUCAUCAUCUACACUAGUAAUCUGAAAAUCAUCCGAACACCAAUGACUAAGAAAGAGUUGGUGAGAAAAAUCAUGCACGAUGAAGGUAUUGAUGACUACUCUUUUAUGUAUCGUGAAGAAGGAAGAGGAAAUAGUACCAUCCAAACUGAAAGGAAUGUGAAAGAUGCUGAAAAUGAUCUUGACCACAAUCAACAUGAGCAGGUUUGUACCAUCAAAAUCGAAAAAGGCAUAGAUGACAGCUCAGAAUGCAUCAAUGAGGAAGCAGGUGAUGAGAACAGUUGCUCUCAGUGCAAAGGAUCGGGCUCUGCCCUCUGCUCUGUGUGCCACGGAAGCAAGUUUUCAAUGUUGGCUAACAGAUUUAAAGAGUCCUACAGAGCUCUGCGAUGUCCUGCUUGCAAUGAAAAUGGCCGGCAACCCUGCCAGACUUGUGCUCACUGACUCUACUUGCAGAUUUGACCGUUUUGGUUUUGUGCAGGAAAAGCAUUUCCAAGAUCUUUUACAUUUAAUAUGACACUGUAUAUUAAGACUACAUUUUAAGGGUUUAGAAAGGUUACAUUUUGGACUAUAGUGGCUGGAGACUAUAGGAGGUAUUGUCCAAAAAGUAACUCUUCUAAGCUCUGAUUCGUAUAUCAGGUGGAGGAUUUUAUUUAAAGUGGUAGCAAAUUUAAAAUUGCAUGAGUCUUUCUUUGCAUGAAUGGUGUAAUGAACAUUUUGACAAAUUGGGCCAUGACCCCAGUCUCACUGAUGGUAGUGGGUAUAAUGGCAUAUUUCUCCAGGAGACAUCAAUAAAAUUUUAAAAUUGUGGUUCA